UUCCUCUUUGUGCAUCCCUGGUUAAAGGACGUAAAAAUUAAAGUUAUACAACCCAAAAUGAAGGCUAUGAUUCUAUUGCCAUGGCGUGUUAUACCGCCUUGUUUAAUGUGUACGGAGACCAUACAGAGGAAGCAUGCGUCAGCCAGCUGAAAGUGAAACUAAAAGUGAAACUACAGCAGUUAGCUAACCGUGGACUGAGGGGAAGCGUACGGAUCAGAUUCUGCCUCUUGCAGUCUUGAAAAUGAAGGAAUUGGCAGCAUGUGGAUUUGUCAUUCUCGUAUUCGACAUGGCUCUGUGUUUGGCUCUGUGGGCCGGGCUGGUGAUGCUGAGGUACUCCAGUUGGGGAGGCCUGCCAGGAGUGUGGGCCUUUGGGGCAGCAAAGUGGGCCGUUCUCCAUGUUUUUACCUCAACACUGACUGAUGGAAAGCCAGAGGGCGUGCUCCGCAGAUUGGUGGCACUCCUCUGCCUUCUUUCUCCUGUGUUUGAAAGUGGAAGGAUCCUCAUGGCGCCUCCCUCACAGCCUUACGCAGGACCAUCUCCUGACCUCAGCAUGCUGUUCCUGGGCCACAUGUCCUUGUUGCUGGCAUGUGUGGUUUGGGAAAAGGGCCUCUGUGGUGAUUCAAAGACGAAAAACGACAACAUUGACCUUGAUGCCAGGCGGCUGCUUGUCAGGGUGCUGAAAUACUUCAAACCAGACACCGUUUACCUUAUUGCAGCUUUCAGUUUCCUCAUCUUAGGUGUCAUCUGUGAUACAUACAUCCCUUUAUAUCUGGGGAAUGUCAUCGAUAUGCUAGGAAGUGAAAAUCAUCAAACCAGCGCUGGUUAUGCAAUUGGACAGCUGGCCCUUUUCUCGCUUGGAAGUGCUGUGUUCUCCGGCAUGAGAGGAGGCAUAUUUAUGUGCACUCUGGCCAGACUCAACAAGAGACUGAAGCAUCUGCUGUUCCACACCCUGCUGCAGCAGGAAGUGCACUUCUUUGAGGAGAACAACCCUGGACGUCUGUCCUCCCGCCUGCACUCUGAUGUGGACCAGAUGGGCCGCACGGUCACACUGAACUCCAACGCUCUGGUUCGCAGCACAGUCAAAACCGUUCUCAUGUUCAGAGUGAUGUUCGGUCUGUCCUGGGAGCUCACAUUGCUCACCUGUAUAGAGAUGCCUCUGUUGGCCUUCCUGCAGAACAAAUACAUCACCUGGUCCAAGGAUCUAAAAGAGCAAAUCCAGGAGUGCCACGCUCAGAACAAAGACCUGGCUUUCCAGACAAUCAGCGGGAUUCACACUGUCCGAAGCUUUAGGGCGGAGAAUCAUGAGCUGAGGAGGUAUAAUGAGGCUCUGGACGUGAUGUGCGCCGUGAAGACAAGAACAGGAGUCUACGGCGCAGUCUUCCUGUUGAUACGGAGGCUGGUGACUCUCGGAAUAAAGAUACUCAUGCUGGUACAGGCCCGCAGUCUCAUAUUGACCGGUCACCUCACUAUUGGAAGUCUUUUGUCCUUUUUCCUGUACCAGAAGCCCAUGUCAACCAAUUUAAAGGAGAUCAUGUAUUGCUAUAGAGAGAUGAUGUCCACAGUCGGAGUCAUCUCCAAAGUGUUCAGUUAUCUUGACAGAACACCAAAAUGUAAGAAGGAGGGAGAGUUAGCUCCUGAGAGGCUGGAGGGAAGAAUUGUUUUCCAAAAUGUGACCUUCAAAUAUCCCUCAUCGACUGACGUGGAACCAGCUCUGAAGGCAGUUUCUAUGGAGCUUCAGCCAGGGAAGAUGACAGCUCUGGUGGGUCCCUCUGGCGGCGGUAAGACCUCCUGUGUCAGCCUUCUGAAGAGGCUGUACGAACCUCAAGAGGGGCAGAUCCUGCUGGACGGAGAACCUCUGCAUCAUUACAAAUGCAAAUACCUCCAUCAAAAGAUGGCCCUGGUAUCCCAGAAUCCCGUGCUGUUUUCUGGUUCACUGAGAUACAACAUUGAGUACGGCCUGAGUGACUGCACCUUGGAGAGAGUGAAGGAAGCUGCAAAGAAGGCCAACACAGACAACUUCAUCUCUGAACUGAAGAACGAAUAUGACACAGAUGUAGGGGAAUGUGGUGGUAAGUUGUCAAACGGACAGAAGCAGAGCAUCGCCAUCACCAGAGCUCUGAUUCGGGAGCCGCAGGUCAUCAUCCUGGACGAGGCCACCAGCAAACUGGAUGUUGAAAUGCAGCACGCUGUGCUGCGGGAGGUUCUGACUUGUGGUCGGACUGUCCUGGUGGUGGCUCAUCAGCUGACGACUGUGGAGAAGGCAGAUCACAUCAUCUUCAUCGAGAAGGGAGCCGUCGUAGAAGAAGGGACUCACCAACAACUCAUGGCCAGAGAAGGACGCUACUAUCGUCUGAAAGAGGAACUGUUCUCUUAACACAGCCGAGAGUUUAAAUGCUUGAGUAUUUAUCCUAACCCACUUACCUGCAUGUUAUAUCUUCUAAGGAUAUGUCACUACAAAAUGCAUUUAAUGAAUGCAUAAAUUUAAUUAUUAUGAUCUUUGUUUGUAAAGCACCUAACAUACAAUAAAUGCAUCUGUACGAUACAUGAAAAUAGACAUAGAAUGAAGAUAAAACAGGGUAGGAAUGACAUAAUUAAUGUCAAAAAGGAGGUUAGGAGGAAGGGUGUGGUCUGCAUGUUCAAUGGAAAUACGAGCAUAAAUGAUGUUUACGUCUAGACAUAUUACAGUUUGAUGUCAACACACAAACAAAUCAGUGACAUGACAAAGGACUAAAACUUAUGCUCCAAUAAGCAUUAUUGUUUUUAAUGCAGUUUUGUUAAUUGUAGUGUAUAAAGUCGACCCUCAACUUCAGCUGAACCACAGUGGACACAAGCAGAAUCUGUGUCAGAUAAACGGCAAUGUCUGUUAGUUAAAGUUUGCUAAUAUUAGCCAAGCUACUUACUUAUUCCGAAUGUGGAUUAGAGCACAUUAUAGAUACUAUACCCAGUGUGUUUUUACUGCAGACCAAAUCAAAUUGGACAAUGCGGUGAUUAUAAAAGGUUGGAUUUGAAAUAAAAGAAAGGAUUUAUUUUCACGUUGACAA
Molecule: messenger RNA, 3041 nt
Organism: Eleginops maclovinus (Patagonian blennie)
Lineage: Eukaryota; Metazoa; Chordata; Actinopteri; Perciformes; Eleginopidae
Gene: tap2t
Product: transporter associated with antigen processing, subunit type t, teleost specific
Exons: 12
Coding region: 242-2374 (710 amino acids)
Biological process (GO): oligopeptide export from mitochondrion
Cellular component (GO): mitochondrial inner membrane
Molecular function (GO): ABC-type oligopeptide transporter activity; ATP binding; ATP hydrolysis activity
Source: RefSeq, a predicted model, not a curated record